AUGAAGAAAGUAAAAAAAGGAAAACAGAUUAUACUUUUCCUAAUCAUUCAGAAUAUAUUUAUUUACUGUCAAUCUUUUAGUUUUACUUCAAAUACUCUAACCUCAACUAACCUUGGCAGCAAUUAAAUCAUUAGUGUAACAUAUAAAAGCGUAGGAGUAGUAGCUACUUGCUAAUAAAAUUAGUCUGUAAUAAAGGCCAUAUCUUUUUCGAACACUUAUGCAGCAUCUAAUAAACAAUCUUAUUCAGGUUCUUAAAAUUGUAUUAGUGUUUAAUUCUAUUAAUCUGAUGCAAAUCAUAUAUUUCUAUCUAUUUUUCAGUAAUCUGGAUUCUUAUUAAACUAUGGUGGAAGUUAUAUUAGUCAAUAUAAUACUGCUUUUUCAACUAGUAGCAAUACAUACACUUAAACCGUAUCUGUAUAAAGUUCUGUAUAAAGUGAAGCAGGAAUUUUGGUUGGGUUUUCAAGUGGGGAAAUCAAAAACUUUUUUUAGAAUGUUAAUCAUUAAACCUUUAAUAACUGUACAAACUAAGUCAUAGGACUAUGGUAUAGCUAAAUAUCCUCAGUUAAUUUAGUUUUUGCUGCAUGCGGAUCUUCUAAAAUUUUUAUUUAUGAUAAAAACAUGAUUUCUCAAGGUUAAUCUGUCUAAUAAACCAUUUAUUAUGCUAUAAACUCAUUCUAGAUUACAAAUAAUAUUAAUUUAAUAAAAUUUAUCAAAAUGGGAGUAGAUGCUAACUAUACAUGUGGAGGUGUUUCUAAAGAUGGUCAAACAUAUACAAUGAAUGUUUAUUAUUAUUCUAGUAAUACAUUCAAUAAUUAUAAAUCAUUUCCUCUGAAUAAUGAUUUUGUUGAUAUUUAUGGAUUUACUUCCUAUUUUAUGGUGCUUUAUUAAAAAUUUAUCACAGUUUAUAAUUUCGAUGGAAAUACAUUAGGAUAAUCUACACCUACAUUGAAUUAAUUUACUCUUUUCUCUUUUUUGAAUUAUGGACUACCACUAUAAGCGCUGCGUCUUGCCCGUAUUACUGUAUAUGUUCAUCAGGAUCUUCUACUUGUACUUCUUGUCCAUCUAAUAGUAACAGAGCUAAUUUAGACUCAAAUAAUAAAUGUCCUUGUAAUCCUGGUUUUUAUGAUGAUGGAUCCAGUUAAGCUUGUAUUAAAUGUCCCCUUUCUUGUAAAACUUGUAAUGGACCAAAUAAUAACAAUUGUUAAUCAUGUUAAGAUGGUUAUUUUUUAGUAUCAGGCUAGUGCCAGUAAUGUGAUUAGAGUUGCUAAACAUGUUAAAAUACAAACAACUUUUGUGUAUCAUGUAAUCAAUCUUCAGGACCUAGAACUUUAAAUGCAGCAAAUGGAACAUGUUUAUGCACAUAAGGUUAUACAGAAAACUAAAAUAAAAUUUGUACUUGUAGUAAUAAUUUAUGUUUGGUAUGCAACCCUUAAGAUGGAAGUUAAUGCUAAAGUUGUAAAAAUAAUACUUUAUGGAAUUUAACAUCAGAUAACAAAUGUGAAUGCAAAGAUGAAUUUUACUUUGACUCAACUUCAAAUGACUGUAAAAGUUGUAAUUUUCCGUGUAUAAAAUGCCAAAAUUCUAGUACAUACUGUACAUCUUGUAAAAAUACAACUGGAUGGUAACUAGUAAGUAACUCAUGCUCCUGUAAAGCAGGAUAUUAUUAAGAUUCAAGUUCUAAAGACUGCUAAGCUUGUCCUUCUCUUUGUUCUGAAUGUAACAGUAGCACUUAAUUGUUAAGAAGGAUUCUAUUUAGACAUUUCUACAAAUGAUUGUAAUAGUUGUAACUUUCCAUGUAUAAAAUGCCUAAAUUCUAGUACAAGCUGUACAUCUUGUAAAAACACAACUACAUGGUAAUUAGUUAAUAAUACAUGCUCUUGUAAAACAGGAUAUUAUUUAGACUUGAGUUCUAAAGAAUGCUAAGCUUGUACUUCUCUUUGUUCUGAAUGUAACAGUAGUACUUAGUGUACAUCUUGUAAAAAUUCUUCAUCAAUGUAAUUAAUUAAUCAAAUUUGUAAGUGUAAAGAUGGAUAUUAUUAAGACAUUUCUUCAAACGAUUGCUUACCUUGUCCUCCUCUUUGCUCAGCAUGCACUAGCAGCAAUUUUUGUACUUCUUGCAAAAAUUCUAUGUCUAUGUAGAUUUCUAAUAAUAUGUGCCAAUGCUCAAGUGGAUUUCAUUUAAGUUAAGAUUAAAGAAACUGUACAAAUUGCUCUAAUCUUUGUUAAACAUGCAAUAAUGAUCCUAAUUAUUGUUUAUCAUGUAAGAAUUAACCAGGAUGGAGUUUAGAUUAAAAUAAAAAUACCUGUUAUUGUACUGAUGGAUACUAUUUUGAUACGACUAAAUAAAUAUGUUAGUAAUGCUCAUCUAACUGUAAAACUUGUAAAGAUUAGAGUAGUUAUUGCUAAUCUUGCUAUAAUUCUUAUUACUUAGCAAAUAAUUAAUGCUCCUAAGAAGCCUUUCCUACCAAUAUAUCUUAAAAAACAAUAGAAACAUUAACAUAAACAACUUAAUCUGCUGCAUAUAUUGCAAUAGGAUCUACAACAGCAAGUUCAAUAAUAUUUUCCAUAGCUUCUCCUAAUGGUGGAGCGGUUUAGUAGUUUAUGUCAGUGCAAAAGCUUUAUUUUUUAUUGUUUAUAGACAUUGUGUACCCCCAAUUAAUAUAUGCCUUUUUUAAGACUCUGAGUGGAACUAGUCCUCUAAUUUUAUUCAAAAAAAUAAACUUAUUUUCUUAUUUUAUUUAAGAAGAUCAAAAUUAAAUUAUAAAAUAAACGACUAAUGGUAUAGUUUUUACUUAAUACCAAUAUAAACAUUAUAGAUUGUUGGAAUUUCAAGAUUAUAUACCUAACAAAUUUAAUGCAGAAAAAGUAACUAGUAGUGUUGUUUAAAAUGGUGGAGGACCAAUCAUUUCUAUUUUAGCAAUAUGGAUUUUAGUUUUACCAAUAUUUUCAAUAAACUAUCUCAGAAAAAAGAAUAAAUAUGGGAAUCUUUUGAAAAGCAGUCCUAAAGAAUCUUCAUUGUACACUUAGGAUGUUACAACUAAAGAGAGGAUUUAUUACUAUUAUAAAAGAGUCAUUAGUAUUUUGACAGUUAUGCUACAUGAGACAAUUAUUAUUGUUUUGUCUUUCUCAGUAGUUCUUCAGAUUAUCAUCUUACUUAACCUAUAAAAUAAUUAAUUCUGA
Molecule: messenger RNA, 3180 nt
Organism: Tetrahymena thermophila SB210
Lineage: Eukaryota; Ciliophora; Oligohymenophorea; Hymenostomatida; Tetrahymenidae
Product: EGF-like domain protein
Exons: 13
Source: RefSeq, a predicted model, not a curated record